AAAAAAACCUAUACCUGGGCAUGGUUAGAGGUGUGGCUAUUUUUAAAAUGGCUGCACGUCAGGCUGUACUCUUUGAUGUCAGUGUGCGAGAUUCCGCUGGGAGGACUCAAAUAAUACCAGUACGUGCUAGCACAUCAGUUAGCGAUAUAAAGAGAAGCUUUUCGGAAAAGACCGGUGUGCCAUUGAACUCGUACCAACUGGUAUUCGCUGGUAGACAACUCAGUGAUGCGGACACGCUUCAGGCAUUAGGUGUACAGAGCCACAGUACACUGUUUUGUAUAAGAGGAGGAGUCAAAGUUGAAGCAGUUCCUGAUAUAAGUGUAAAAGCUGUUGAAGAUAAACUGGGCAAAAUAGCUACUGAUGAUAUUGAAGAUCCUCCCUCUAGUCCAUCAGCUGCCAAUAAUAGAUUUUAUGUUUAUUGCAAGUCUGUGUGUAAGGAAAUGAAGCCAGGGAAGUUACGUGUGCGUUGUGCCUCUUGUAAAGACGAUAGAUUCACAUUGACAACGGAGCCCCAAGGUUGGUCUGAUGUAUUAGAAAAACAAAAGCUAAGGGGGAGGUGUUAUAAUGAUAAAUGUGGAGGAGAUAAAUUUGCUGAGUUUUAUUUUAAAUGUGCUGGUCAUACUAGUGGGGCAGCUGGAGUGAGAGAUGAUGAAUGUGUUGCUCUGCAUAUGAUUAGAACUAACACAGUAGACAUUGAAUGUCCUUUGUGUGCUGAUGAAAAGGAUAUAAUGGUCGUGUUUACUUGUGAUGGUAAAGAUGGUCACUGCCUCUGUUUGGACUGCUUUAAAGACUUUGCAAGACUAGCUCUAACUGAGCGGAGGUUUAUUGAGAAUGCUCAGUCUGGCUAUAGCAUACAGUGUCCAAAUAGGUGUCCUGAUUCUUUUAUUACUGAAAUACAUCACUUUAGACUAUUAGGAGAUGAACUGUACGAAAGGUAUCAACGGUUUGGUACGGAGGAGUGCCUGUUACAGAUGGGAGGAGUGUUGUGUCCUCAGGUUGGGUGUGGUAUGGGUAUGCUACCUGAAGACCCUGGAAAUAGAGUAACCUGUCCAACCUGCAGACAUACUUUCUGUCGUAAUUGUAAGAAUCCUUAUCAUCGUGGUAACUGUGAUGCUGCCCCGCCCAUACAAGCACUGGCUGGAACAGGGCAGCAAAUAGAUGGUGAGAGAUUGAGGAGGUCAAGAUGGGAUGAGGCGAGUGACGCCUUCAUACGCUCUAAUGCCAGUAUUAAACCAUGCCCACGAUGUCAUGUUAAUAUUGAAAAGAAUGGUGGCUGCAUGCAUAUGACUUGUAGUAAAUGUCGUUUCAAUUUUUGUUGGAUAUGCCUCAUUGAAUGGGGCCGUAGAUGUCAAGAUAAUCACUGGUUUGGAGAAAGAAAUUAGCAACAAAUCUACUUAAUGUGUGGGUGUGAAUUGUUAUUAUUAAUUUUGUUAUUUUUGUAUUUGAUUUUUUUUCUAUAACUAAAGCGUGGGUGUGUGGUAAUUGUCCACUAUUAAUUAAUAUUAAUUUUUAAUAAUAGAAAAUAAUUUUAAGAGGUCUGGGCGUGUCUAUUUAGGCGUGGCUCUUAGUGUUUGGGCGUUAAUUAGAAUGUCAGGUAGAAAUCUUCAAAGAACUGGCCGGAGAGAUCCCUGGGCUAGAUUUGAGGCAUGGCGAUACGCUCCUGAUAUAACUAAGGGCGCCAAUAUGAGACGGAUGUUCCCUGGCUUGGGUAUUGGGUUUGUAGCAUUCCUAGUUCUGUCAGCUUGGGAAGAGUUUUACUACAAGCCACGCCAUCCAGAAGAAUACACAACUCAUCAUUAGUAAUACACAUAGAUAAUAAAACAAGGUACAUUACUCCAUUAUCAAGAAAGACUACUACUACUAUUGAAGAACUAGCUAUUGUACUUGUAUUUUUCUCUCUAUGUGUGUAUAUCUUAUUGUAAUAUGAAUAGGCAUCAAUAGAAUACUAGGUGAUAUAUCUAUUGGCCUUAAGAACUGCC
Molecule: messenger RNA, 1979 nt
Organism: Amphimedon queenslandica
Lineage: Eukaryota; Metazoa; Porifera; Demospongiae; Haplosclerida; Niphatidae
Product: E3 ubiquitin-protein ligase parkin-like
Exons: 12
Coding region: 21-1382 (453 amino acids)
Biological process (GO): protein ubiquitination
Cellular component (GO): mitochondrion; cytosol
Molecular function (GO): zinc ion binding; ubiquitin-protein transferase activity; protein binding
Source: RefSeq, a predicted model, not a curated record